ACAAGCACAAGGAGAAAACAAGAGGGGUUCAGUGUGAUCCUCUCGAACUUUAAGAGCUCUGAUUUAUCCUCCUUCUUUCUGGGGAGAGUCCUGCUUCAGACCGAGGGGAAAAUCAGGUACUCCCAAGUACCAUGAUGCCCCGUGAGGACCUGUCGCUCAGAGAGGAGUUCACCUACAGCCACAUGUCCACUCUGGAGAGGGAACGAGGGAGCCUGGGACGCCGCGGGGACAGGUCCCUGGAGAGGACGCUGGACAGGACCCUGGACAGGAGGCUGGACAGAGGGGACAGACUGGACCAUGACAGUUACACGGUGGAGGUCAGAGCCAGUGACCUGCAGCUGUCCCAGCCGCAGCCUCUGAAGCACCCCUGCCUCACCUGCCGCGCCUGGCUCUACAGCAUCGUCAUCGGGGGCAGUUUGCUCAUCACGUCGGGCUUCUCUCUGUACCUCGGAAACGUCUUUCCUGUUGCUAUGGACUACCUUCGCUGUGCGGCAGGUUCUGGUUUGCCGGCCGCUGUGGUCAGUUUCGCCAUCGCAAAGAACAGAUAUGUGGCAGUUUCAGAUUUCCAGGUGGUCUAUGUUUCAACGUUUGCAGUGACGACCACGUGUCUGGUUUGGUUUGGAUGUAAACUCGUCCUCAACCCUUCGGCCGUGAACAUCAACUUUAACCUGAUCCUGAUGAUUGUUCUGGAGGUGUUGAUGGCCAGCACAGUGAUCUUGUCUGCUCGCUCUGCGGACGACUGCUGCUGUCACAGGAAGUCCGGGGCCUGUGACAGAUUUAGGGGCAAACCUGCGAGAUUUCCCCGGAGACUCCUCAAAGCCUACUCUGUGAUUGAAGUGAUCGUGGGAAUCUCUGCAGUUUUUGGAGGGAUCAUCGCUCUGAACAUGGACGCUCUGCUGCCCGGGCCGUACCUGUCCGUCACGUUCUUUUGGAUCCUCGUCGCCUGUUUUCCCAGCGCCAUCGCCAGCCACGUUGUCUCUGAAUAUCCCAAUAAAUGUCUGGUGGAGGUGUUGAUCGCCAUCAGCUCCGUCACGUCCCCCCUGCUGUUCUCCGCCUCGGGCUUCCUGUCGUGCAGCGUGAUCAGCGUCAUUGAGAUUUUCUUGUUUGAUGUGCCCACGGCCAAGCAGUCGUACGACAUCCUGCUGCUCAUUCUGAUGGUGCUGCUGUUGGUCCAGGCAGUUCUGACCUCGGCCACUGUGGUGCACUGUGCCUCGUACAAGAGCGAGUUACGCAGGAGGCCAGAGGAGAACGAGGACGAGCACGACACCACGCAGUACUGUGAGCAGCCGGCGUCCAACGGGCCACUGCAGGAUUUUGACAAGGACAGAGCCUGGAAGGCGGUGGUCGUCCAAAUGGCUCACUGAGCUCUGAGCUCGACACGAGGAACAACACGAGGGACAACACGAGGGACAACAGAAGGAACAACAUGAGGAACAACAGGAGGAACAACACGAAGGACAACAUGAGAAGAACAACACAAGAAGAACAACACGAGGAACAACAGAAGGAACAACAUGAGGAACAACAGGAGGAACAACACGAGGAACAACACGAGAAGAACAACACGAGAAGAACAUGAGGAACAACAUGAGGAACAACAGGAGGAACAACACGAGAAGAACAUGAGGAACAGCAUGAGGAACAACAUGAGGAACAACACGAGAAAAACAACACGAGGAACAACACGAGGAACAACACGAAGGACAACAGAAGGAACAACAUGAGGAACAACACGAGAAAAACAACACGAGGAACAACACGAGGAACAACACGAAGGACAACAGAAGGAACAACAUGAGGAACAACACGAGAAGAACAUGAGGAAAACAACAUGAGGAACAACACGAGAAAAACAACACGAGAAGAACAACACGAGGAACAACACAAGGAACAACACGAGGAACAACACGAGAAAAACAACACGAGAAGAACAACACGAGGAACAACAUGAAGGACAACUCGAGAAAAACAACAUGAGAAGAACAACACGAGGAGAACAACACGAGGAACAGCACGAGGAACAGCACGAGGAACAGCACGAGGAACAGCACGAGGAACAACACGAGGAACAACACGAGGAACAACAUGAGGAACAACACGAGAAGAACAUGAGGAAAACAACAUGAGGAACAACACAAGGAACAACACGAGGAACAACACGAGAAAAACAACACGAGAAGAACAACACGAGGAACAACACGAGGAACAACAUGAAGGACAACUCGAGAAAAACAACAUGAGAAGAACAACACGAGGAGAACAACACGAGGAACAGCACGAGGAACAGCACGAGGAACAACAUCCAUCUCAAUAUUCAACAGCACCUGGAGGAGGAGACGGACGACCCCGAGCACAGAGCGCACACAUAUACACACACACACAGAGCACACAUACACACACAGGUACACCCCCCCCACACACACACACACAUCUACACACACACACACACACACACAUUCACGUAGACACAGGUUCAUUUUGAUACUUGUCCAAAUGUUUAGACUUUAAUUCUCUAGACUUUUGUCCUAAUGAUGUUUAUUUUUGCCUCAGCUGAAUAAUUGUAUUAAAUGUAGCUUAUUGUUUGAAUUAAACACAUUUAUUGUAAACCUC
Messenger RNA from Periophthalmus magnuspinnatus, 2610 nucleotides. It is a transcript of the gene mlc1, whose product is annotated as modulator of VRAC current 1. The record is from RefSeq and is a predicted model, not a curated record. Gene Ontology annotation, biological process: regulation of response to osmotic stress. Gene Ontology annotation, cellular component: plasma membrane; endoplasmic reticulum; cytoplasmic vesicle. Lineage: Eukaryota; Metazoa; Chordata; Actinopteri; Gobiiformes; Gobiidae. The transcript has 12 exons. The coding region runs from base 132 to 1364 and encodes 410 amino acids.